This is a messenger RNA of Cannabis sativa, 2016 nucleotides long. RefSeq lists its product as uncharacterized. Bases 1 to 2016 code for a protein of 671 amino acids. The record is from RefSeq and is a predicted model, not a curated record. The transcript has 2 exons. Lineage: Eukaryota; Viridiplantae; Streptophyta; Magnoliopsida; Rosales; Cannabaceae.
AUGUCUUUUCAACAAUUGGAAGACGAGACUACUAGUGAUGCAUGGGAAAGAUUCAAGGAGUUGUUGAGGAAGUGCCCACACCAUGGUAUUCCCCAUUGUAUCCAACUUGAGACUUUUUACAAUGGUCUCAAUGCGGCUUCUAGGAUGGUGUUGGACGCUUCGGCUAAUGGAGCCAUUCUUUCCAAGUCUUACAAUGAAGCUUUUGAGAUUUUGGAAAGGAUAGCUAGCAACAACUAUCAAUGGUCAACUAAUAGAGCUCCUACAAGCCGAAAAGUAGCGGGUGUUCUUGAAAGUAGAUGCUUUGACCGCUCUAACCGCUCAAAUGGCCUCAAUGACCAACAUUUUGAAGAAUAUGAAUAUGGGAGGAAGUCUUCGGUGUGUUAUGUGGGUAAUCAAAACUUCAACCGCAACAACAAUCCAUACUCAAACUCCUACAAUCCGGCAUGGAAGCAUCAUCCAAACUUUUCAUGGGGAGGUCAAGGGGCAAGUUCAAGUGGAGCACAACAAGGACAAGGAAAGCAAUCAUUCCCACCGGGUUUUUCUCAACAACCAAGACCUCAACAACCUCACCAACCUCAAGGCUCUCAAACUAGUUCUUUGGAGAGCUUAAUGAGAGAUUAUAUGGCCAAGAAUGACGCUGUAAUUCAAAGCCAAGCAGCAUCUCUUCGAAAUCUUGAAGUUCAAUUGGGGCAAUUGGCCAAUGAUUUGAAGAAUAGACCACAAGGCACUUUGCCUAGUGACACCGAAAAUCCAAGAAGAGAUGGGAAGGAACAUUGCAAAGCGGUAACCUUGAGAAGUGGAAAAAUAAUUGAGUCAAAUGUGGCUGCAACAGGCAGUAAAGAGCCCUCUUCAAUCCAAAAAGAGGGGGAAAUGAAGAAAAAACCAGCAACUACAGCUGCUGAAAUUCCCCAAGCUAGUUACAAAACAUCCGAUCGACGUUCUGCUGCAGAAAAGCCUUUGCAAAAGCCACCUCUACCAUUUCCUCAACGGUUCAAGAAGCAACAAGAUGAUGGUCAAUUCCGGAGAUUCCUUGAUGUUUUAAAGCAGCUCCACAUCAAUAUUCCAUUAGUGGAAGCUUUAGAGCAAAUGCCAACCUAUGUGAAGUUUUUGAAGGAUAUUUUGACAAAGAAAAGGAGGCUUGGGGAGUUUGAAACUGUCGCUUUGACGGAGGGCUGUAGUGCCAUGUUGAAAAGUAAAAUCCCACCCAAAUUGAAAGAUCCGGGCAGCUUUACAAUUCCAAUUUCUAUUGGGGGUAGAGAUGUUGGAAGAGCUCUUUGUGACUUGGGAGCUAGUAUUAAUCUCAUGCCUAUGUCUACUUUUAGAAAGUUGGGAAUUGGAGAAGCGAGGCCAACCACCGUCACUUUGCAAUUAGCGGAUCGUUCCAUGGCUCAUCCGGAAGGGAAAAUUGAAGAUGUGUUGGUGCAAGUGGAUAAAUUCAUUUUUCCGGCUGACUUUAUCAUCCUAGACUAUGAGGCCGAUAGAGAAGUUCCGAUUAUUUUGGGACGACCAUUUCUUGCUACCGGAAGAACCUUGAUUGAUGUACAAAAUGGGGAACUCACUAUGAGAGUGAACGAUCAAAAAGUCACUUUUAAUGUGUUCAAUGCUAUGAGAUUCCCGGAUGAGAUUGAAGAAUGUUCACGUUUGAGUGUAAUUGAUUCUAUUGUGGCUGAAAGUUUUCACAAGAAAGUGUGGAAGGAUGAGAGGGUGAUAAGCUCUCUUGAAGAUCUUGAAGCUUUGAGUGAAGAUGAAGAAACCCAAGUUGCUUGGGUUGAGCCGAUGCAACCUUUCCCUAAAUUCAAGAAAUCUUUUGAGUCUUUAGAGUUGAAAGAAAGCAAUUUCAAGCCUCCAAAGCCUUCCGUCCAAGAACCACCAAAGGUAGAGCUGAAACCUUUGCCAAGCCACCUCAAAUAUGCUUAUUUGGGGGAGAAUGAAACGCUGCCAAUAAUUAUUUCAGCGUGUUUGGAAAAGGCCCGAAAAUUUGAAAGGUUUGUUGCUAGAAGUGCUGAAGAAACAUAA